AUGAUGGAGGAGCCAGUGAGCUCCAACACCACGCCUCCAGGGCUGCAGCUGCUCCCCAGACCUCCUCCCCCUGUCCAGCCCGGCUCCAUGAAAAACAUGCAAACCCUACUGUGUGCAAUCGUUUUGCUUUACCUCAAGGGGUUUGUCAGCGCAGAGCCGAAGGCGAAGUGUCCGACGCGGUGCGACGUGAGUACCUGUCCGAGCCCCAGCUGUCCCAGCGGCUAUGUGCCGGACCGCUGCAACUGCUGCCUGGUGUGCGCCCAGGGGGAAGGAGAGCCCUGCGGCCGCAAGGACGACCUGCCCUGCGGGGACGGACUGGAGUGCAAACACCCGGCGGGCAAGCGUCUGGCCAAGGGCAUCUGCCAGUGCAAGUUUGGCCAUGAAGUUUGCGGCAGUGACGGGAAGACGUACGGCAACGUGUGCCAGCUGAAGGCGACCAGCAGGAAGGCUCUGCAGCAGGGACUGCCCGGCAUCAGCCAGCUGCAGAAAGGACCGUGUGAAACCAGCAUAGGUCCCUCACAUCCUUCCAGUCCCCGUUACAAGUUCAACUUCAUUGCCGACGUGGUGGAGAAGAUUGCUCCAGCUGUGGUCCACAUCGAGCUCUUCCUCAGGCAUCCUCUGUUUGGUCGGAACGUCCCUCUGUCCAGUGGCUCUGGUUUUGUCAUGUCCGAUACCGGCCUGAUCGUCACUAACGCCCACGUUGUCUCCAGCACCACGCCAGUGUCCGGUCGACAGCACCUCAAGGUCCAGAUGCAUAAUGGUGACGUGUAUGAAGCCAGCAUUAAGGACAUUGACAAAAAGUCAGACAUCGCUACCAUCAAAAUCAAUCCACAGACAAAGCUACCUGUAUUGCUGCUCGGCCACAGUGCAGACCUCAGGCCGGGGGAGUUUGUGGUUGCGAUCGGCAGCCCCUUCGCCCUGCAGAACACCGUCACCACCGGCAUCGUCAGCACCGCCCAGAGAGACGGCAAGGAGCUGGGCAUCAGGGACUCUGACAUGGACUACAUCCAGACAGACGCCAUUAUCAAUUAUGGGAAUUCAGGAGGGCCUCUCGUCAAUUUGGACGGAGAGGUGAUCGGCAUCAACACCCUGAAGGUUGCAGCAGGAAUAUCCUUCGCCAUUCCUUCAGACAGGAUCACUCGCUUUCUUAAUGAGUCACUGGACAAGCACAGCAAAGAUGUGAGGUCAAUAAAGAAGCGCUUCAUUGGAAUAAGGAUGCUGACCAUCACACCAGCGUUGGUUGAAGAGCUAAAACAGCAGAACCCAGACUUCCCCGAUGUUGCCAGUGGGAUCUACGUCCAUGAAGUGGUGCCUCACUCACCUGCACAAAAGGGUGGUAUCAGGGAUGGAGAUAUUAUUGUGAAACUGAACGGCCGACCCCUUUUGACCACAGCAGACCUCCAGGGGGCGCUGCAGGAGGAGACAGCCCUGCUGCUGGAGGUCAGGAGGGACAACGAUGACCUGCUCUUUAACAUUGAACCUGAUGUGAUCAUGCAGUAGACAUCAAUGGAAACACC
Messenger RNA from Myripristis murdjan (pinecone soldierfish), 1517 nucleotides. RefSeq names its product HtrA serine peptidase 3b (gene htra3b). Gene Ontology annotation, cellular component: extracellular region. NCBI's taxonomy places the organism in Eukaryota, Metazoa, Chordata, Actinopteri, Holocentriformes, Holocentridae. The record is from RefSeq and is a predicted model, not a curated record. The transcript has 11 exons. Gene Ontology annotation, molecular function: serine-type endopeptidase activity; protein binding. Bases 1 to 1500 code for a protein of 499 amino acids. Gene Ontology annotation, biological process: proteolysis.